CCUGGAGUAAAUCUCCCAAUCUGAUCAGUGUAUGUGGUGAGGUGGAUUUACUAACUGACCAACGGAACAGGAGCAGGACACACAGGUUCUCAGGUGCUUUCCACAACAGCUCUGGUUCUCCCACACCAUAAAAUAAGAAACUUUCAGAGGUAUCAGACCACAGAGCUAUUGGAAAAUAGCUUUUCUGGGACAUGCUGCUUUUAAUUCAAAAGAGUUAAACUUACUCACAUCAGACAGGUUGAAGUCUAUUUCUUCAACCUCAAACCAUACUCAAAGAGUGCUGAAAAUGGAACACAAGUGCACCUCUAAACCCUCGUCGUUACAAACACUCAUCCUCUCCACCAUCCUCCUCUUCAUCUCCCCUACCGCUGCCAUGCCAGGGCCUGACUAUGGAGGCCACCCGCGGUUCAUCUGCAUUCCCGUCCCUGCCGAUACCGACCCUGCCUGCUUCCCCUCUGGGGGGCCAGUCAUGGGGCCUAGCGGGGCAGGGCACCACGGGCCUCCUGUAGGGCCCCCGAACAAUAAUGGCUGGUGGGGAAUGACAGAGGAGGCUAAAACUAGUAUUUUACACCUGAGAGAAAGCCUGGUGCAGCAGAAAGAGACCAUCCUGGAUAUGAGAGAGACCAUCAGGGAGCUAACCGCCAAGCUCACCCUGUGCGAGGGCUCUGGGCCGGGCAUCGGGGGUCACAACGACCACCAUGGACCUCCAUCUCAUCAUGGAGGGGUUGUCAGCCAACUGCCUUACGCUGACAACGGUCACCAUGGCAACCAGCAGGGUCACCAUGGAAACAACAACCAUGCCUUGGAUGCAGCUGGACACUACCCUGGGAAUGGGGAGCACCGGUCGGACAGUGGGCAUAACAACAGCGGGCAGGAUAAACACGCAACACCAGAGGAUAUGAUAUCAUCAAAAUCGCCGGAGGAACUGGGCAGGAUGCUGCAGGCCCUGAAAGAGAGAAUGGAUAACCUGCAGUCAAGGAACACCUCCACCACCUACUCCAGCUCUCUGAAGGAGCUCCUCCAGAGGAAGAUCAGUGCUCUGGAGCAGCAGAUGCACCACACCGCUGCUGCCCUCAGCAGCAGCCCCAAUCACCAUGACGACAGCGAUCACCACGAUGACGGGCACCAUGAAGACCACGACGAUGACGGGCACCAUGAAGACCACGACGAUGACGGGCAUCACGACGACAGUCACCAUGACAAUCACCAUGACAACGACGGGCAUCACGACGACAGUCACCAUGACGACCACCCCGAUGAUCACCAUGACGAUGGGCAACACGACAACGAGGCAGAUAGCCAUGGUUAUCUGCAGAGAACGGGUUAUCGCAUACCAGGGCCCAGGGCUGGCCUGCACUCCAACAACAAACUGGACUCUCUACUGAAUAACCUGCACCACACAGGUACCAAGAACCCUGAUGCCUUCCAGAUCGGCUUCCCCAUGAGAACCAACUACAUGUACGGGAAGGUCAAGAUGACCCUCCUGCACGAGAUCUUUGCCCUGACCCUGUGUCUGUGGAUAAAGGGGGGCGCAGGCCCCGGGCUGGGGACCCCCUUCUCCUACUCUGUACCAGGACAGGCCAACGAACUGGUGCUGAUUGAGUGGGGCAACAACCCCAUGGAGCUGUUGGUGGAUGACAAGGCAGUGACUCUGCCCCUUUCUAUCAGCGAUGGAAAGUGGCACCAUGUGUGUGUGACGUGGUCGACUAGGGACGGUGAGUGGGAGGCUUACCAGGACGGGGUGAAGAGGGGCUCUGGGGAGAACCUGUCCGCAUGGCAUCCCAUCAAACCUGGAGGGGUCUUCAUCCUCGGACAGGAACAGGACACUCUGGGAGGUCGUUUCGACGCCACGCAGGCGUUUAUGGGGGACAUCUCUGACCUCCAGAUGUGGGCUAAUGUCCUCACGGCCCAUGACAUCUACAGCCUGGCCUCCUGCAACAGCCACCUCAGCGGGGACGUCAUCACCUGGUCCGAGAACGUGGUGGAGCUCCACGGAGGGGUCACCAAGUACCCCUUCGACCCCUGUCACUAAGGGCAACCAACUAUUAUGACAUUACCAAUGGAUCCAUAUCACACACAUACUUAAAAGUACUCCUAUCGAAGAAGGAUUUUUUUCCGAUCCAGAGGGGGUAUGAGAUCACACAGGAUAGAGAAUCCACUCCACUUAAUAUUACCACCUGACUAAAACUAUGCCUUCCUUUUAGUCUGAAAGACUGAAGAGCCCCAUUCCCAGAGACUGUGUUAUGACUAUUAUGGAAUUUAAAUGUUUUGAUAAUGAAAUGGACUAUAUAUACAGUGCCUUCAGAAAGUAUUCAUACCCCUUGACUUAUUCCACAUUUUGUUGUGUUACAGCCUGAUUUCUAAAUGUAUUCAAUUAUAACAAAGGUUCACCCAUCUACACAUAAUACCCAAUAAUGACAAAGUGAAAACAUGUUUUUACAUGUAUUGAAAAUAAAAUACAGAAAUAACCAUUUACACAAGUAUUCACACCCCUGAGUUAAUUCUUUGUAGAAGCAACUUUGGCAGUGAUUACAGCUAUGAGUCUUUCUGGGUAAGUCUCUGAGAGCUUUCCACACCUGGAUUGUGCAAUAAUUCUUCAAGCUCUGUCAAAUUGGUUGUUGAUCAUAGACAACCAUUUUCUGGUCUUACCAUAGAUUUUCAAGUAGAUUUAAGUCAAAACCAUAAAUUGACCACUCAGGAACAUUCCAAUCUGCUUGGUACGCAACUCCAGUGUAGAUUUGGUCUUGUGUUUUAGGUUAUUGUUCUGUUGAAAUGUGAAUUAAUCUCCCAGUGUCUGUUGGAAAGCCGACUGAAACAAGUUUUCCUCUAGGAUAUUGCCUGUGCUUAGAUCUAUUCCAUAUAUUUUUUAUCCUGAAAAACUCCCCAGUCCUUAACGAUUACAAGCAUACCCAUAACAUGAUGCAGCCACCACUGUGCUUGAAAAUAUGGAGAGUGUUCUGUAUUGUAUUUGCUCCAAACAUAACACUUUAUAUUCAGGACAACAAUUUAAUUGCUUUGCAACAUUUUUAGCAGUAUUACUUUAGUGCCUUGUUCCAAAGAGGAUUCAUGUUUUGGAAUAUUUUUAUUCUGUACAGGCUUCCUUCUUUUCACUCUGUCAAUUAGAUUUGCAUUGUGGUGUAACUACAAUGUUGUUGAUCCAUCCUCAAUUUUCUCCUGUCACAGCCAAAUUCACUGCUUGACUGUGAGGGACCUUACAGAUAAUUGUAUGUGUCGGGAACAGAGAUGAGGUAGUCAUUCAAAAAUAACGUUAAACACUUUUAUUGCACACAAAGUCCAUGCAACUUAUGUGACUUUUUAAGCCAAAUUGAACUCCUGAACUUAUUUUAACAUGCCAUAACAAAGGGGUUGAAUAUUGAUUGACUUAAGACAUUUCAGCUUUUCAUUUUUAAUUAAUUUGACAUUAUUGGGUAUUGUGUGUAGGCCAGUGACAAAAAAUCUAACUGUAAUAAAUGUUUUAUUCAGGCUGUAACACAACAAAUGUAGAAUAAGUCAGGGGGUGUGAAUACUUUCUGAAGGCUCUGUAAAUGUAUCUAUUUUUCUAGCUUCUAUUUGACCCUUUAUUAGUGUUACUAAAAUGUUACUGCUGUUUUAAUGUCACAACAAGGAUAAUAUGAUAUAUUGUCAUAUAGUUGAUAAAGAUCAAUAGAUAUUGUUGUUACGGUACACAGCAUCCUUAUAGUGGGCCCGUAUAAUUGACUUUGAAAGUGGUUACAUAAGUAGAAGGAGAGCGUGAGGUUGACCAAUGGAUUCUCUGAAAUAAGAUCCAUUGAAACAUACAGCUAAUAUACCAAAGAAAAGUUAGACUAAUUCAUUUGUUUAGUCUUUUUAUUUUUUUUUCCUGUUUUCCUGUGAUAUAAGUACAUCGAGUACAUUUUCUUAAUGCCGGGGUCCUUAGUUGUUACGUCCAUUUUUGGACUUAAAUGAAUGAAUUACAUAUACCCAUUGAUUCUUGAAGAAUAUAACUUAGAAAUGAAUCAUGAGCUUAGUUCAAAUGUCAUACCAUAUCAGAACCCAAAAUAUAAGGUUGUUUUACUCCAAUAUUUGUAAACAAUACAAAUGUAAACUAACACUGUAUAGCCUCCAAACAUGGUUAAAACUGAUAAUGUUGAUAUCAUGGGUGGUCAGUCUUUGCAUCCACAGCUCUGUCUAUGAAUUUAAGAGUGGUUACAUUUCUCCAGGCCCAUAUCUCAGAUUUAUACCAAAACAGAGGUGGGGUGACCUCUUUGUUAUGGUUUCAAUUCAGGAUUCUAGCUUUGUGUUAUUGUUUUGAUUUCAGAUUUUUUUUUCAAUGAUUUACCUGAGACAUGAAUUCCCAGCAAAUAAAUGUGCUUUAUGAGUCUUUAUAUGUAUACUGAACAAAAAUAUAAAUGCAACAUGCAACAAUUUAAAAUAUUUUACUGAGUUACAGUUCAUGUAAGGAAAUCAGUCAAUUGAAAGAAAUUCAUUACGCCCUAAUCUAUGGAUUUCACAUGACUGAGCAGGGGCACAGCCAUGGGUGGGCCUAGGGGGGCAUGGGUGGGCCUAGGAGGGCAUAGGCCCACCCACUUGGGAGUCAGGUCCACCCACUGGGGAGCCAAGCACAGCCAAUCACAGAAUGAGUUUUUCCCCACAAAAAGGAUUUAUUUCAGACAGAAAUACUCCUCAGCCCUCAGCGACUUAUGGUAGAGAAACUAACAUUCAAUUCUCUGGCAACAGCUCUGUUGGACAUUCCUGCAGUCAGCAUGCCAAUUGCAUGCUCCCUCAAAACUUGAGACAUCUGUGGCAUUGUGUUGUGACAAAACUGUACAUUUUAGAGUGACCUUUUAUUGUCCCCAGCACAAGGUGCACCUGUGUAAUGAUCCUGCUGUUUAAUCAGUUUCCAUCCACCUGCCACACCUGUCAGGUGUAUGGAUUAUCUUGGCAAAGGGGAAAUGCUCACUAACAGUGAUGUAAAAAAAUGUGUGUACAAAAAAGCUUUUUGUGCGUAUGGAACAUUUCUGGGAUCUUUUAUUUCAGCUCAUGAAACAUGGGACCAACACUUUACAUGUUGAGUUCAUAUUUUUGUUCAGUACACAUACAACACAUUUUAAAGCUUGAUUUAAUGUAUUAUGAAUCAUGCUACGUAGGGGAGUGAAAAUGUAAGGGAGUUACCCCACAUUUCUCUUUAUCUCUCUUUUUAAUGUAGGAGUCAGGUUUCACCCCUAAACCAAGAAUCAGACAAGCAACAGAUUUAUGAUUUUAUUUACAAUGCACUUUGUAUUUAGCAGGUAAGAAAGUUCCACUGAAAUUGAGUUCUUGUUAUUUACUGAUAUUGAACAGAAGUGUGUGUUCAUUUGUAUGACAUUAUUUGUCAAUGUAUGUACCUUUUUAUUUGAAAUCGUGUUGUUGUUUGAUGGCCAAAUUUAUAAAACAUUUAUCAAAUUCCUUUUUUAUUCAAAUGUUAUAUUAGGCUAAUAUAACAUUUGCUGUAAUGACAUUGUGGCUUUGUAAAUGUUUGAUCUGGCUGUGUUUCUAUCAGUAGACGUUGUCUGUGGAUACUGCACACGGAUCAGAAACGAUUUGAUACUAUUUGUAAAUAAAAACCUUGAUGUUU
This is a messenger RNA of Oncorhynchus keta (chum salmon), 5593 nucleotides long. Its product is annotated as neuronal pentraxin-1-like. NCBI's taxonomy places the organism in Eukaryota, Metazoa, Chordata, Actinopteri, Salmoniformes, Salmonidae. The coding region runs from base 287 to 2032 and encodes 581 amino acids. The record is from RefSeq and is a predicted model, not a curated record. The transcript is spliced from 5 exons.